Aspergillus tanneri is the source of this 3042-nucleotide messenger RNA. Its product is annotated as putative DNA excision repair protein (Rad26L). The record is from RefSeq and is a predicted model, not a curated record. Gene Ontology annotation, molecular function: ATP-dependent chromatin remodeler activity; ATP binding. Bases 1 to 3042 code for a protein of 1013 amino acids. The transcript is spliced from 2 exons. Lineage: Eukaryota; Fungi; Ascomycota; Eurotiomycetes; Eurotiales; Aspergillaceae.
AUGGGGUCAGGAUGGGAGCUAGAAAACUCGGAUGCGACCACGGUCGACUCCGAUGAUGACGAUCUCGACGUUGCGCGUCCGUCCAAUUCACGGCCCCUCGCCAGAAGCACCAGUCGUACGUCAGUGUCAGAAAAGAAAUUGCCACCUCCGAAGACCGAAACAUCGACGCCGAUCAAACAACCGUCCUCUCCUCUCGAUAAGAAGACGCCGAUGGUGGACUUGGUUGCACAAAGCGACAGUGACGAUGCGUCCUUUAACGAUGGAGAGGCCGCCUACCAAGAGUUCAAGAACCGCAAAGCGCAGAAACGAAAACGGAACUCUGCUGGUGCACGCAAAGCCAAGACUCCCCAGAUGACUCGUCCGGAUUCCUUCGUCGGUAGGCGUCCUAGAAAGGAUACAAAGAUCUACCAGCCACGACGCCCCUGGAGGGAAUACGAUGAAGAGGUGCCUUCCGAGGAUGAGCUGAUGGAAUACACUCUUCCGGAUUAUUUGCAGAAACGCAGAGCCAGGUUCGACCGCAGGAUGGACCAUCUCAAGCAAUCAGGAUUGAAGUUGCCACCGGGUUUUGACCAGGUAGACUUCUCCGACGAUGAACGGCUGGAGUUCUUGAAAGAACGACCUGCCUUUAAGAACUUGAAGCCAUGCAGUCCCUACAAAGAUAUCACGCUUCCCUACUCGCUAGGCCUGAUACCUGCUCCCAUUGCGCAGUGGCUGCGCCAGUACCAGGUCGACGGCGCUGCGUUUCUGCAUGAACUUUUUGUUUACCAAAAGGGUGGAAUCCUGGGUGACGAUAUGGGGCUGGGAAAGACAGUACAGGUGAUCGCUUUCCUCACCGCUGCAUAUGGAAAAACGGGCGACGAACGGGAUGCAAAGCGGAUGCGGAAGAUCAGACGGAACGGCCAGGACCAGUGGUAUCCACGAACGCUGAUCGUGUGUCCUGGCACAUUGAUCCAGAACUGGAUGUCAGAAUUUGUUCGGUGGGGCUGGUGGCAUGUCGAUACGUACCAUGGAGAAAAUAAGGAGCUGGCGCUGCAGGCCGCAAGGUCCGGGCGAGUCGAGGUUCUCAUCACGACGUAUGGCACGUACCUUCACAACAAGGACGCCGUGAAUAUGGUCGACUGGGACUGUGUGAUUGCGGAUGAGUGCCACACUAUCAAGGAGCGACACUCAGAGACCACGAAAGCGAUGAACGUCGUCAAUGCGCUUUGUCGGAUUGGCUUGACCGGCACGGCGAUUCAGAAUAAAUACGAGGAGCUUUGGACUCUACUGAACUGGACCAACCCUGGCAGGUUAGGCCCGGUGACUGCCUGGAAGCGUACAGUCUCCGAGCCUCUGCGGAUCGGCCAGUCGCAUGACGCCACUCUGUACCAGCUCAGCAAGGCUCGCAAGACAGCCAAGAAACUGGUGGAGAACUUGCUUCCUCAGUUCUUCCUCCGGCGCAUGAAGACCUUGAUUGCUGACCAGCUUCCCAAGAAGAUCGAUCGCGUUGUCUUCUGCCCGCUGACCGAGACCCAGGCGGACGCCUACGAGAACAUCCUAAACAGCGACAUGAUCGCCUAUAUCAAAUCUGCCUACGAUCUGUGCCACUGCAAAUCGGGCAAGAAAGCGGGCUGGUGCUGUCAGCAGAAUCUGCCCUCCGGAGGCCGCUGGCAAAGCUAUGUGUUUCCCGCCAUCGCCGUCCUGCAGAAACUAAGCAACCACCUGGCGAUUCUGAUCCCACAGGGGGUGGAUUCCCACGAGAAGCAAGAGAAGGAUAAGGACAUGCUGGAAAUUGCCGUCCCAGACCAAUGGGAGCAGCUCUACCGCACGAGGGAUUCUAUCGUCAACUAUGCCAACCCGGAAUUCUGCGGCAAGUGGAAGGUCCUCCGACGUCUGCUCAAAUGGUGGCACGCCAAUGGCGACAAAGUCCUGGUCUUCUCCCACAGCGUGCGGCUGCUGAAGAUGUUGCAGAUGCUAUUCCACUAUACGAGUUACAACGUGAGCUACCUAGAUGGGUCCAUGAGCUAUGAGGAGCGCGCGAAAUCCGUGGAUGAGUUCAACUCGGACCCUCGUCAGUUUGUGUUUCUGAUCUCCACGCGAUCUGGCGGUGUCGGGCUGAACAUCACGUCCGCUAAUAAAGUCGUCGUCGUCGAUCCCAACUGGAACCCUUCACAUGAUCUCCAGGCGCAAGACCGGGCGUAUCGCAUUGGCCAAUCGCGAGAUGUGGAAGUAUUCCGACUGAUCUCCGCCGGGACUAUUGAAGAGAUUGUCUACGCGCGACAGAUAUACAAACAGCAGCAGGCCAACAUCGGGUACAACGCCAGCUCUGAGCGACGGUAUUUUAAGGGAGUGCAGGAGAAAAGGGACCAAAAGGGGGAAAUCUUCGGCUUGAACAAUCUCUUCGAAUUCCAAAACAACAACAUCGUCCUCCGAGACAUUGUCAACAAAACCAACGUUGCCGAAAGCCGAGCCGGCGUCCAAGUCAUGGACAUCGACAUAGACGAAGUCGACAUUCCGGAAGACUGUUCAGAGACCAAAAUCAAAACCCAAGAGGACGAAGUUAUGAGCCAACUCGCGGCCAUGAUCCGCGGCGAGGCAGAGGCCGAAAAUGACGCCCCCAAACAAUCCUCCACCACGGCAGUAUCCAAAAAACACGACCCAAUCCAGGCGAUCCUCGCCGGCGCCGGCGUAGAAUACACACACCUCAAUAACGAAGUCAUCGGAUCAUCCAAAGUCGAAGAACAACUCAGUCGACGAGCCCAGAUGGCCGGCGAGAGCCUGGGAGAUUGCCAUGUUUUUGCACACUCAUCCCAGGAUGGACUCCGCGAGGGCGGAGCUGAAUCGGAACCCUCCCUGUGUGGCAGAGAUGGCCAGGUCAUUCGCUUCAAACAUCGUCCGCCGCUGGACGUCAUGAAACGUCAGUUCUGCAGCAUGGCGCGGCGGUUUGGGUUUCCCGAUGCUACGGAGUUUGCUCUCGCGGUGGAGGGUAUGACGCAGGCUCAGAGACGUGAUUGUCUUGAGAGAUGGUAUCGUGAACGACGGGAGUGUCUAUUAGGGGAUUAA